Scylla paramamosain (green mud crab) is the source of this 3512-nucleotide messenger RNA. RefSeq lists its product as uncharacterized. NCBI's taxonomy places the organism in Eukaryota, Metazoa, Arthropoda, Malacostraca, Decapoda, Portunidae. The coding region runs from base 407 to 3433 and encodes 1008 amino acids. Gene Ontology annotation, molecular function: protein binding. The record is from RefSeq and is a predicted model, not a curated record. The transcript has 10 exons.
GGUGGUGGUGGUGUUAUAAGCAAAGCAGAAAAAGUAGUAGUAGUAGUAGUAGUAGUAGUGAUGGUGGUGAUAGUAUUAGCGUUAUAAACAGGACGAAGGGAGUAAUAGUAGUAGUAGUAGUAGUAGUAGUAGUAGUAGUAGUAGUAGUAGUAGUAGUAGUAGUAGUAGUAGUGCUAUAACCUGAACAAAAGUAAUAAUAAUAAUAACAAUAACAAUAGUAGUAGUAGUAAUAGUACCACCACCAUCACAACCACUAACUUCUACAGUGAACAAAGAGAACAAGAGAACAGAUAGACAGACAGACAGACAGACAGACAAGAUGUAACCCUUUCUACAGAACACCCCCUGACUCGUGGUGAUCAAUGAGAGACUGGUAACACCUCCACCACCACCACCACCACGCCACAUGCUCCGCUCCACGCCCCCGCGCCAGGCUGGGGUGGGUGGGCAACGUGGGGCGCGUCUCUUCCCCUCCCGCAGCCAGCCAGAUCUGACACUAGUUGGUAUAAGAAGCGUGUUGUCCCCACGCCCUUUCUCCGCGCCCCACGCCAACCCACAGGCCCCACGACACGCCUCCUGCACCUCCAGCUACUCCUCCGACGUGUUUCCUCACUGCGGCGGCCAGGCAGGGGCGUCAGGGGCAGGUGCAGGGGUGUCAGGGGUGUCAGGGGCGCCGCUAGGGUCGGACACCUUAACUGACGUGCAGGAGGGCGUGUACUUGAGUCAAGACGAGGACUGUGAUGAUGAUAACGACUUCGGUACGACCUCCCGCCCCAAUGACAUGCCCCCGCCUCGUCAUGCUCUCCCCCAGGCGCUCCUCGGUCUGCACGCUCAGGGCUCCAGGGACUCGGCUCUCGGCUCCAGCAUAGACGGCGCCGCGAGACUUCCUCCUGAUGGCUUGCACGACCGGGAUCUGGACACGCCGAGGGAGGGGAGGCACGAGGACGCUGCAGAAGGCGACGAAGAGGAGGAAGAGGACGAGGAGGAGGAAGAGGAAGAAGAGGAAGACCAGGAGGAUAAUACUGAGGGGGAGGACGGUAAAUGUGUAGGAAAUGAAGCAGGAAACAAGAUUGACACAUCACACUCACCAGGACGUCAAGAAUCUGAAGAACAACCGCAACAGGAGAGGAAGGGACGCGAGGAGACACCACAGAACACACCCACAGACACUGACGAAGGCACAGAGGACGACACCACCACCACAGAGGCGCCAAACACCCCACACGGCAGCAAAAUGCAUCGAGGACAGAAUUACAGACAUCACCCGCUACAAGAACCAAAACGCAACUCAAGGCCUUUGAAAAUUUUGACCCCCACGCGUACAGGACCCUUCCCAAUGACCCACCCGCCCCUGACAGUGACCCCUGACCCCUUUCCAGAAGGUAGUGGUGACCUGGACGCCUCGCAGGUCAAUGUACAGGAGAUUAUUGACGUGAGGUUAGUUGAGGCGCACCGCUCCGGUCACCUGAACUUGUCCAAUCUUGGUUUGCCCUUCUUCCCUUCAGCCGUUCUUCUCGUCGACACCUCAGUCAUUCACCGCCUCAGCCUUCAGGAUAACAAACUAGUAGAGCUACCAGCUGCGUCCCUGAGCCAGCUGACCCACGUGACCUGGCUUGACCUGCGUUACAACCUCCUGGCCUACCUGCCGCACGAGGUUGGCGCCCUGGUCAGCCUUCAGGUUCUACUACUGCAGGGGAACCGAUUGGCCAGUCUUCCAACCUCCCUUGGCACGCUCCCGGGGCUGGUAACACUUCAGGUGAGCGACAACCCGCUAAGUUUUCCUCCUGAAGAAGUGAUACGGGGCGGAACACGAGCGAUCAUCCAGUUCCUUCGAGAGGCGGGCGCUGCCACCACCACCACCACCACCACCACCACCACCACCUCCAGCGACUGUAGCAGUAGCGAGGCCUGCACACCGGUUCGAAUCCCAGUGACGUCUUGGAGCAGGGACACGAAGCAGGAGGACCUUAUAUACAAUGAGAGUGUGAUGAGAGUGGAGGAUGACGAAAGUACUGACGAAGGCGACGAAGGUGAUGGUGACUUUAAUGCAACAGUGAUGGAGGAUAGUGAUAAAUACGCUAGUGACACGUAUGCAUGCCAGGGCUACGGGACAUGCCAAGGGGGAUGCCAAGAGGAGUGCCAAAGGGCGUGCCAAAGGGCGUGCCAGCCAACAGCCAUGCCCAGUCUUCGCGUAGCCAUCAGGACAAGCAGGGAGGAGGCCAGCCCUCGCCCUGACCAUCACCACCACCACCAUGACGCCCCUGACCAAAGCCAAGAUCUCCAACUGGCCCUGCACUCCCACGCCCCUGACAGCGAUAGAGACACCCUUGCUGCCCCUGCCAGUCCCGUCUCCCCCUGCCUGCUGACCCCCAACACAGACCUCCCCACCAGGACCACUUUUGACCUCACGCAGGAAGACCUCCAAGAGUUUGAAAGGGAGCUACUCAUUGCGUUGGACUCAGAGGGACCUGGUGACCUUGGGGACCUGGAAGGGCUGCUGUCUCUCACUCAAAGCCUAGAGGUCCUGGAUAGGAUACCGGAAGGGGGCCUCAAACAACGCAUCCUUCAAUCUUUAAGUCAGCGAAAUGUCUUGACAGCUCCUGAUAUCCCUGAGUUGGAAGGUCCCUGCGUAGGUCCUCACCGCAGAGCCCUACACUUGCACCUUCAGGGCGGCCACCAGUACUUCGAGGACGACUCAGAAAGCCUCCAGGGUGAUUUGGGGGAGGGAUACCGCAAGCCACACACGCACACACACCACGACGAGGCGGAAACUUCCAAAAAGGUGAGCCCGCUGCCCCUGCCUGUGGUGAGCCUGGAGCUGCCCACGGGGGACGAGAGGAGUGCCUGGGAAGAGGAGGAGGGGAGGAGAGAGAGGAGAAGCAACAGGAAGAAGAAGAGAGGGCCAUCUAACCGUCUUUCUAAACCGAAGUUAGCGACUGUGGCAGAGGUGCACAGAAGAGCGAGAGAAGAGAGAAAAAGGCAAAGACAGAUGAUGGCUGCCAACAGAGAGAUGGUGGAGACACAGAGGCUUAAGAGCAUGGAGGGGCUGGAGGCGUGGCGGGACGAGACGAGACUUCUUCAGGAGCAGCGCGCCCUUCAACCAGAAGUGUACCUGCCUGCCGUGUUAGAGGCGCCCUUUGCAGUGGAUGGCACUAUGUUGACCCCGAGAGCGAGGUCAAGGUUCAAGUCGAGUGGCGGCGUACGCACCUCCCUCACCUCCUCAGUGAGCGAGGUGUGCGCAGGUGUGAGGUCCUGUCUGGAAGAGCUGAAGAAAACGAAGACAGAGAGAAGAAAAGGCGAAGAAGGAGGAGGAGGAGGAGGAGGAGAAGGAGGAGGAGGAGGAGGAACUCUGGGUCAUCCUGCAGCAAUAGUUAAUCAACUGCAUCAUUUAAGGAGACAAUUGCAUCGUUUAAAGGUGAACUGUGUUAUUUAGAGAGAGAGAGAGAGAGAGAGAGAGAGAGAGAGAGAGAGAGAGAGAGAGAGAGAGAGAGAGAGAGAGAGAGAGAGAGUAU